AUGAAUGAUAUUGAAGACGACGGAUGCUCUGAUGAACGGGCGGGGCUUGGGGUUGGGUGGCAGCAAUACACUCAUCCCGAGGGAAAGGCGUACUUCCGCUACAAGAAUGUCUACACCGAUGCGUGGUUGCUUGACAAUGAUAAUUUCAACACCCUGGAAGCCGCCGUGGCCAUGCUCCGCUUGCAACUGAUAGAGGCCCGCAAUGGCAAGCAUGGUUCUCUCCUGGACGACAUCGAGAUUGGGAUACAUCUCCAACCCCAAGACGAUGUUAAGACUGACUUCAAGGAUUGGUUCCGUAAAGACAGAAUGAAUCCGGUCGUCAAGGGCUGCUACUAUAUCUGCAACAUGGGAAGGAAGGAGGUGUUUUGGCUUGAUAAGGUCGACGCCAAGAUCUUCUGGGAAGACCUAGAUCACAAUAUCGUCGGAAGGCAACACCUCCGUAUUGCAGCCGAGGCUGCGUACUGGGAGCACAUAUACAUCUUCCCUCAUGAUCGAACCAUCUCAAAAGAUGAACUCAGCGACUUGAGUGAGAAACUCGCAUUCUGGACGUUCGAUGCGGGAAGCUCGAAGGCGUCAACAUCACCAUACACAGCAACAGAGCUGAAGCAUUUCUCAAGGAUAGUUGGGAACAUCAUAGCCGACUCCAAGAGACCGGAAGAUGCAUGCAUAGUUGGAAAGCUGAAGGGCGCACUGCUCAAGAUCCGAUUCGCAUAUUUCUUUGGAGAAGAACAUGCGCAAAUCAACAACUCGCGCGGCGUUUUCCCCCAUCAUCACGACCCAGAGCACCAUUCAUAUUGGUUCAGAUUCCUGAACUGCCUGUCCUUCUACACGGCAGCGUCUUAUUAUGUUAACCUCAACCACCUUUGGAUUGGGAGGAAGAUGAGCACGAGUCGUUGGAAUGACUUCGUGAUCCAGCUUCAAGACGACUGGUAUGACGCCAUCACUCCGGCGACAGUCAUCCUAGUUGCCAACCUGAGCUUCCUCGCCAUAUCUUCAGUCGAUGACAGCGGCCUUCCUCCGGCGCAGCGCAGCUUGGGCCAGAUCGUCAGUUACAUAUCGCUGAUCCUCAAUGUCGGCAACAUCGCGGCCUCCACCAUACUCGCGAGGCAACAUCGCUCUGGCCACCAUUCAAGUUUUGAAGGCGAGCCGCCGAAAGGGGGCCCGCGUAAGAAGCAGCUACAGGAGCUUGAACGACUCGCAGUCAUCUUCAGUAUCCCGGCCACAUUUUUCUGGUGGGGGCUCCUUACCUUCUUCAUCUCCAUUGCGUGGAUUUGCUUCAACCGCACCGCACAGCCUACGAGAUACACAGCUGUGGUCACCAUCGUUCUGUCCAUGUUCUUACUCCUCCUCGUGAUACUGUAUACCUACCGCGACAAUCACCGGUCCAUUUGGGCCGAUCUCUCCGCAUUACUGCCGCUCCCUGGGUUCCUCACCUGUAGUAUCUCUCAGAAGCGGAGUUCCUCACAGGACCCCCAGGAUCAGUCGAACAACGGCAGCAUACACAAGGGUGAACUGCAGACACUAGAUACUCACCUCGACCUCCCGGUCUAG
Messenger RNA from Dichomitus squalens LYAD-421 SS1, 1551 nucleotides. RefSeq lists its product as uncharacterized. The transcript is spliced from 12 exons. The record is from RefSeq and is a predicted model, not a curated record. The coding region runs from base 1 to 1551 and encodes 516 amino acids. NCBI's taxonomy places the organism in Eukaryota, Fungi, Basidiomycota, Agaricomycetes, Polyporales, Polyporaceae.